Molecule: messenger RNA, 2648 nt
Organism: Mytilus californianus (California mussel)
Lineage: Eukaryota; Metazoa; Mollusca; Bivalvia; Mytilida; Mytilidae
Product: glycerol-3-phosphate phosphatase-like
Exons: 8
Coding region: 27-953 (308 amino acids)
Cellular component (GO): cytoplasm
Molecular function (GO): phosphatase activity
Source: RefSeq, a predicted model, not a curated record
UUAUUACCCUGGAAAGGUCAAUAAAUAUGGCAUGCAGAAAGGUUGACAGAGCGAUAGCCAGGAAAAUAAUUGAUAGUAUCGAUAACUUUCUGUUCGAUUGUGAUGGGGUUUUAUGGGAAGCAAGCAAAGAAAUACCCGGUAGUGCUGAUACUGUUGCUGCUCUAAGGAAGUUGGGAAAGAAGAUAUUUUACAUUACAAAUAACAGUGGUAAAACCAGAAGCCAAUAUGUGCAAAAAUGUAAAAGUUUAGGGUUCCAUGCUGCUGAGGAGGAUGUAAUAUGUACCGGUCAUGCUGCUGCUCAAUAUAUCAAAGCUCAGAAUCUACAAGGUAAAGUCUACUGUGUUGGUAAUGCGUCCAUGGGAGUGGAGUUAGAUAGCUUUGGUAUCAAACAUUUUGGAAUAGGGCCUGAUGAAGUUCCAGGAACUUUUGAACAAAUUGGAAUUCCACAACACAUUACCCUUGAUCCAGAGGUGAGCUGUGUGCUUGUUGGAUUUGAUCCACAUAUAAAUUACAUGAAGAUGACAAAAGCCGCUAGCUAUAUAAGAAAGAAUGGAACAUUGUUUGUAGCCACAAAUGAGGACACACAUUUACCGUUAGCUGGAGAUCUAGUUGUACCUGGUACUGGUGCUGUAGUAGGUGCCAUUAAAAUACCUGCAAGAAAGGAACCAGUUGUGGUGGGAAAACCAAACUCUGUCAUGUUUGAUCUUCUGAAAAAAGAACAUAACCUUGACCCUGCAAGAUGUAUGAUGGUAGGAGAUAGAAGUGAUACUGAUAUACAUAUGGCCAAUCUAUGUGGUAUGGACUCGUUAAUGGUGUUCAGUGGUGAUAUUACCUUUGAAAGAUUACAGGAUCUCCAGAAUUCAGCUGAUACAGAAGACAAGAAACUUAACAUACCUAAAUACUAUUGUGAUAAAUUAGGUGAUCUAGGAAAUUUUAUACAACAGUUUAUAUAGGAUUCAUAGGUUUUACAAUAAUUUUAUUAUUUAUAUUGUUCAGACCAACAAAAACCACAAGUACUGAAUGUUCAUUAUAAUCUAAACUAACCUUUAAAUUACUGUAAACUGGUUUAUUUUUGCAGAAUUUGAAUUUAGCAAUUUCUACAGUCAAACUGGUUUGUAAGGCUUUUUUAACCUGUUUUCUUGUCUGUGAACCCUUUAAGAUCAUAACUGUGCAAGGGGAUAUUUUUGUGAUUUUACCUUGCUCAAUGAGCUGUAAUAAACCACAUAUGAAAAUUUCCCAAACAUCUAUAAUAUUAAGUCUUUCAGUCAAUUUUCAGAUAAUAUCCAAUGCAAUCAAUCCAAUGCUGUUCCUCUGUGGUCAAUCAAGACUUGUUUAAUCAAUUUUCAGAGCUUUCAGUAUAUAUUUGAUUUUCUAUACCACUGCUAUAGAAGGAAUAUUUAAUUGCAUGAAAAGUGGCUGAACAGAUUUGAUUGAAUACAAGCUAAAUGUCUUAACACUACUGAGUUUUCCACAAGUAGAAUAUUAAAAUAAUACCUUAAAUCUUAACAAGAGUUGAUAUUUUUUAUGUUCAGACAUUUCAAAUGAUGUUCAGAAAGAAAUAGACAGUUUAAACAAAUGAAAGUAUGACUGUUUGGAGAUUCAGUCUAUCAAACAAGGAAAUGUUUUCUUAUUUUCCAGAAUCUUUUUACAUUGAUAAAAGAACAGAGUUCCAAUGUCCCCUUCGUUGCACAUAUUUUAUCUAUCCAAGGUAUAUGGGCAAUUACUAAAAAAUCUUUUUUUUGUUCUUUAAAAUUUUUUAUAAAUAUCUUAGAGAAAUGAAGGCUUCAGAGCAAAUGCAAUGCGAUUUCCGUUAUAAUUAAUAUUUCUAAGAAUUGUACACUUGAGAGCGCUAACAAUACAAUUUUCCAUAUAAUCAAUAUUUCCAAGGGACAUAACUCUUUUAAAAAUAAUUGAUCAGCACUGAUUUUCGAAUUUGUCCGAGACAUUGAUGAUAUAAACCUAUAAUAUAAGUUUCAUAAAAUUUUGGCAAGAAUUGUACACAUGAGAGCACUAACAAUGCAGUUUUCCAUAUAAUUAAUAUUUCCAAGGGCAUAACUCUUUUAAAAAUAAUUGAUCGGCACUGAUUUUGGAACUCGUCCAAGACAUUGCUGAUAUAAACCUAUGAUAUCAGUUAAAUAAAAAUCUGGCAAGAAUUGUACAAAUGAGAGUGCUAAGGAUGCAAUUUUCAAUAUAAUUUAUGUUUCCAAGGGGCACAACUCUUUUUAAAAAUAAUUGAUUGGCACUGAUUUUCAAACUUGUCCAAGACAUUGCUGAUAUAUUAGGGGAAUUUGAUAAUUUUGGUUUUGAUUUUUCUGACAGACUUUAAUGCUAUAAAAUCAAAAACAUCAGGUUUGUCAACAGAAAUGGGAUGCAAAAUUGAUGAAAUAUGUUAUAUUAUUUCUGUCUUAUUUUAACCUCUACUUUAAUUCUAAAAUGUAUUUAUGAGUUACAAAAUAAUAAUUUAUAUCUGGAUAAUUUACAAGUUUAUUAACCCAAAUUUUGAAUAUAUCUUGAUGUGGAGUUAUGUGCCUUCUGGAUCUCAGCAAAUUAAAUAUUCAUAUUAUUAAUACAUAUAGUACAAGUAUAUAAUGUUUUACAGUAUAUUAUGAUUUGUUACAUAUUUUUUCAAUAAAUAUAGAUAUCCUUUA